UCUUCCCAGCCGUCUCCUGAAAUCAAAGCCACCCACAAUAUCUUUUUGCUUGUUCUAAAGAAUUUCUGGAAUCCAGUCUCUGUUGCUGACCCGUCUUGGCCUGAAACACAGAAGAGUUGAACAUUUCAACACCCCCCAUACUGAACUGUCAGUCAUUAUAUUCUUCCACGGGCUCCAUUAUUUAUAAUUUCACAAUAUAAUCUAUUUUGUUUCAUUUGAAACCUGUUUGCUAAUUAAAACAUCAAUAAGGUAAUGUAUUCAAGCGAUAUUAUUUUUGUGGUUUUCCUCAUGUCUCCAAUCUGUAUUGGGUUCGUGGGGAACUCAUUGAUCUUCACGUUAUAUAUGUACACCUUCUUCACUCAAUCUCACCUGAAAAAGCCCAUAGAUUUGAUUUUCAUACACCUGACAUUGGUCAAUGUAUUUACAAUUUUGUUCAGGUUGAUACCAGAUGUCAUGUCAUCCUUUGGAGUAAGACAUUUUCUGGAUGACGUUGGUUGUAAGGCAACUUUGUACACAUACAGAGUUACUCGGGGUCUUUCCAUCUGUACUACCUCCCUCCUGAGUGCAUUUCAAGCCAUCACUAUCAGUCCCAGUACUUCUAAAUGGACAUGGCUUAAAUCUAAAAUGUCUACAUGCAUGUUUCCUUCUUUCCUUUUUUUCUGGAUCGUCAACAUGCUCAUCUAUAUCCACAUCAUCAAAACUGUAGAAGCCAAAAACAAUGUCACAAUUACUGGUUCUGGGUAUUCCCAACUAUAUUGUCAAGCUAAGCAGUUGGAACAGCAGUAUUCAAUAGCACUUUUUAGUGUUAUGGUGAUUCGAGAUCUCCUCUUUGUGGUCCUCAUGAUGUCAUCCAGUAUCUACAUGGCGAAUCUCCUCUAUAAACACAGCCGGAGAGCCCAGCACGUGCAUAGCUUCAGCCUCCCUUCCCAGCCAUCUCCUGAAAUCAAAGCCACCCACAAUAUUCUUUCGCUGGUAAGUUGCUUUGUCUUCUUUUAUUGCUCAAAUGACUUUUUUACCCUUUACUUAUUUUAUAGACCUGAGAAAAACCCCAGUCUGGAGAGAAUUACAGGGAUUAUUUCAGCAUGCUACCCAACCAUCUGCCCUUUUGUGCUGAUGAAAAAUAAUAAGAUUAUUUCCAAAUUUAUUUCUUCCAUUUCAAAGAUGAGAAUUAUCUUUUCUCCAAGAACAUUCAGUAGAUGA
Messenger RNA from Diceros bicornis minor, 1200 nucleotides. RefSeq names its product vomeronasal type-1 receptor 4-like. The transcript has 2 exons. Gene Ontology annotation, cellular component: membrane. Gene Ontology annotation, molecular function: pheromone receptor activity. Lineage: Eukaryota; Metazoa; Chordata; Mammalia; Perissodactyla; Rhinocerotidae. The coding region runs from base 253 to 1200 and encodes 315 amino acids. The record is from RefSeq and is a predicted model, not a curated record. Gene Ontology annotation, biological process: G protein-coupled receptor signaling pathway.